AGGAAGAAGACGAUCGCGAACGGAUCAACGAUGAAGACGACGUAUACGCAGACGAUCGGCGAUUCACCGGAGCUGUGUUGUGAGUCGAUUACACCAACGGAUUCAUGGGAGACGAGAAUUGAUGCUACCUUCGACAAAUGGUAUCACAGAAUCAGCGAACUACUAGAUACACACGAUUCGAAGAAAAAGGAACCAGUCGCAGAGAGAUUCGUGGAGAUUCCUGUGUUCUAUGGUGAUGAUGAUUUGCGACCAUGGAUGGAUUGGAUGGAGAAUCGAUUUGCGUCCGAAGAUUUCACCGAUGAUCAGAAGAUGGCGAUGGCUUGCGGUUUCAUCAGAGGAGAUGCUGAGUCUUGGUAUUACAAGCAAAUCUCACGGUUUCCUUUUCUAGAGUGGGAUGACUUGAAGAGAGCGAUGUUGAUUCAGUUUGGAAACCUUGGCGAUUCUGAACGCAUUAACAUUUGCUUGGAUCUUAAACGAUGGUUGUAUGAAGAAGAAUCUCAAGCUACGUCAGGAGAAACCUCAAACUCAGUAGCAGCAAUGGAGUCCCUUGAUAUGAAAGCCGAGAUUAUAUCCAACUCAGUUUUUCUUGCAACAGAAGUUAUUGAUACAAAGUCGUCAACUCAAACGAUAGAAGUUGUUAACGAUGGAGUGAUUCAGAGGAUGGGUGAAGAUGAUGAAGAGUUGCAGAAACCACGAGCAUUUGUUUCACUUGAAACAGAGUUGCUUAAGAGACAAAUGAUUCCAGAGGAAGAAGAGCUUGAUUCACAUGAGCCAACAACUUCAACCUUGCCAUCUGAUUGUGUUCCAGCACCUGCUCUGGUGGAGAAUUCAUUCGUUGAGGACCUUUCUUCAGUAGUUUGGGUGUCUUCCGAGGACUCAGUGAAUCAGUUUCAGUCCUAUUCUGGCCUUGUUGUUGAUACUCUGUCUUUGGGUUCUGACAGUGGUAGGUUAUAUGCUCAUCAAGAUGAAGCAAUCUAUACCCUCACAAGCUCUGAGAUAGAGGACUUGGUACAAACAUCAACAUGUGUAAAAGAGAAGCUACAUGUACAAAAAUUGUUUGUUCCAGUGCUUAGAAGGGUACAAGGCAAGAAGAAGAAGCAAAAGUACCAGAAAAGAUGGAAGUUUAAGUUCAAGAAGAGAUCAUGGGAAAGAGUGUUCUUCCAAGAGCUCUUUGAUGAAUUUUCCGUGGGUUUUGGUUGUGGUAGCUUAUGGGAAAGAGUUGAGUUGCUGACAAGGCCAAUAUAUGUCACUAUGAGACGUUUUGCACACCAAUUAUUCAACAAAAUGUUUUUGGACUUGAGAAGAGAGAAGAUACAAAAUGUGCAGAGAAAAUUACAGAAAUCAUGGAGGUUUAAGUUCAGACGUAGGCCUGGAUUGCACUUGCAACGUACAUUGGCAGACAAUCCGUUCUUAUGGCAUGGUUCUGAAGCAGUGGAAACUCUUUCACAAUUUGGGUUUGGCAUAGUUCAGCUCUGCCUUAUGAGCAACAGAGUGACGUGGAGGAGACACGAGACUGAUUCUUUUGAGCCUGUUUCAGCAUGUAGGCAGUGGAGUGGGUUGAGUUCUGAAUUUUAGGAUACAGAUUUAUGGAGCAGACAUUCUGGAACUAUGACUGAAGCUUAUGGUGCUGUUAGGACUGCUGUUGUGAUGAGUGAAAAUCACAUGUUACUGCUACUGUCCAACUUGUGGAGGCAAUCUUGUGUCAAAGGCUGCUUAGCUACACAAGGUAGCAGCAAUGAUUGGUUGUUCUGUCCACUUACAGCAGACACAUCAAGCUGGUGCAUUCGAGCUACAACAGGUUCCAUAUCACAGUUCAUGCCAUUAGAUAAGGAUGGUGCUGAUACUGAUUUGUGGUUGCAACUUGACAAAGACAUGUUCCGUGAGAAGUUUCACCUGAAGCAUAGGUGGAAGAGUAAAGUUCUACAUCAGAAACUCAUGAUAUAUUGGAAGAAAAUCAAGGAAAGGGACGGGUUUGCUAAUGCGGAGACAACACGUUGCAAGCUUGAUGCAGUAUGGACAGACGGUGUGGGCAUGUUGUUACAAGAACGUGAAGUUGUUUACAAGCUGGAUCUUAAGGCUACUCAUGUUAGAAUGGUGGAACAAGUUUCAUCAGAACAGAUGCUACAAAGUCAGGUUCAAAAACAACAAAGGAAGAGAAAGUUUAUGAAGUGUUGGAUGUUCAAAUACAGGGAGACAAAUAUACAACUUGUAUUCUUGGAGUUGUUGGAGGUGGAUUCACAAGCAGUGGCUGUCAUGAGUUCUAAAAGACACUUGCAUCAGUUGACUAUGGCUUGCUACAGGUGUGACUAUCACAAGCUGAUUUUUCUGUCUGAGCCGAGCCAAGAAGAGCAUAACGAUCAACUGGAAUCUGCAGAUUGUGGUGUCACAAACCCACAGUCGUAUGAGUUGAAGCAGUGUAGCUACAGUGCAGCAGUUAUUAUGGUGCUUCAGAACAACAAUACUCCUUAUGGUACUGCAAAGAUACUUGUACUAGCGCUAGAAUCUGUUACACGGACUGGGUAUAAAGCUGCUUGAAUUCCGGUGUUGCUUGCUAGGUUUCAAAGCACACAACAUCAUUCUGCUAUGUCACAGCUUAUGGUCAUGUUUCUCAGUGAGCUGUCUACACAGGCUUCAGAUGAAUUGUAUGACAUCAGUCUUCAUCGAGGCCGCAGAUGUAUCCACCGGAUGAAGCAGAUCACAAUGCAGCACAGACGUCAUGAUGCUGAGGAGAAGAGUACAUGUCAUAUCAGCUUGAGGGCAAGCUGAGUCUUCACAAAGGGGGUAUUGAUAUGACCACAUAAGCUAAUGACGUGUUAAGUGAGAAGCUAAUGAUGACCUGUCACCUGCAAGUGAGGAGAAGAAACGGUUACACUAAGGAAGAUAGUAUAAAUAGAUGGAAUUGUAAUUGAGAAAGU
Messenger RNA from Brassica napus (rape), 2915 nucleotides. RefSeq lists its product as uncharacterized. The transcript has a single exon. The coding region runs from base 31 to 1575 and encodes 514 amino acids. NCBI's taxonomy places the organism in Eukaryota, Viridiplantae, Streptophyta, Magnoliopsida, Brassicales, Brassicaceae. The record is from RefSeq and is a predicted model, not a curated record.